Agrilus planipennis (emerald ash borer) is the source of this 867-nucleotide messenger RNA. RefSeq names its product glutathione S-transferase 1-1 (gene gfzf). The record is from RefSeq and is a predicted model, not a curated record. The transcript has 6 exons. NCBI's taxonomy places the organism in Eukaryota, Metazoa, Arthropoda, Insecta, Coleoptera, Buprestidae. Gene Ontology annotation, biological process: glutathione metabolic process. Bases 154 to 846 code for a protein of 230 amino acids. Gene Ontology annotation, molecular function: glutathione transferase activity.
UAAUAAAUCAUCUACCCACUCUUCUUGUCAAUGUAUUUUUCUUGAUGAAGGUGAAAGUCGUUUUGUUUCUGGUUUCUGAGACGUGGCCAAUCCAAUAAAGUUCAUAAAAUUGUAUAGCUGGACACGUAUUAAGGUAUUCGUGAAUUUAAUAAAAUGCCACUUGUAUUGCAUGCAGUAUCAGAUGGGCCCCCAUCUAUAGCAGUAAGAAUGGCCCUAAAAGCCCUUAAUGUGGACUAUAAAUUAGUCAAUGUUGAUUUUAUAAAAGGCGAACAUAUGACUGAAGAGUACGCAAAGAUGAACCCCCAAAAAGAAAUUCCUGUACUCGACGAUGACGGUUUUUAUUUAAGUGAAAGUAACGCAAUUUUGCAAUAUGUGGCAGAAAAAUUUGGCAAAGACGAUCGACUAUAUCCAAAAGAAUUAAAACAAAGGGCCAUUAUUAACCAUCGCCUUUGUUUCAAUCUCUCUACUUAUUACAGAAAUAUAUCAGAAUAUGUUAUGGCUCCUAUAUUUUUUGCGUAUGAAAGAACCCCAUUAGGUUUAAAAAAGAUACAUAUUGCUCUGGAUGUUUUAAACACCUACCUGGAAAGAUUAGGGACCAAAUAUGCAGCAGGAGAAUAUGUAACUAUAGCAGAUUUUCAAUUAAUAACAGCAACCAUGUGCCUUGAAGCGAUAAAUAUUGAUUUUUCACAGUAUCAAUUGGUAAAAAAAUGGUACAAUACGUUCAAAAAAGAGCACCCUGACUUAUGGGCGAUUGCUGUACCAGCAAUGAAAGAAAUAAGUGAUUUUGAAAAACUUAACCCUGAUUUAAGUCAUAUGAAUCAUCCAAUUCAUCCUGUUAGAAAAUGAAAAAUAUAAAAAAUUAUAACA